This is a messenger RNA of Hypomesus transpacificus, 1368 nucleotides long. RefSeq names its product serine/threonine kinase 16 (gene stk16). NCBI's taxonomy places the organism in Eukaryota, Metazoa, Chordata, Actinopteri, Osmeriformes, Osmeridae. Gene Ontology annotation, biological process: protein phosphorylation. The transcript is spliced from 7 exons. Gene Ontology annotation, cellular component: cytoplasm; Golgi apparatus. Gene Ontology annotation, molecular function: ATP binding; protein serine/threonine kinase activity. Bases 108 to 1274 code for a protein of 388 amino acids. The record is from RefSeq and is a predicted model, not a curated record.
GCGUGGUCUACGCAACGUCACCAUUACGUUUAACAUGUACACGGAAGUGAGGCGACAGGAAAACCCAACGAAGACGCAUGAGACGCAUAUAGAUAAACCAGGUGUGUAUGUAUAUGUUGAGACAUGUACCAGAGAGGAUGGGUCAGGCCCUGUGUAUCUGCUCCCGCGGCUCCCUCACCAUCGACAACAAGCGAUACUACUUCAUCCAGAAGCUAGAUGAGGGUGGGUUCAGCUAUGUGGACCUGGUGGAGGGGGUGCAAGAUGGCCACUUCUACGCCCUGAAGCGGAUCCUGUGCCACGACCGCGUAGGGUGCCAGGAGGCUCAGACGGAGGUGGACAUGCACCGCCUGUUCAACCACCCCAACAUCCUGUCUCUCACGGCACACACCUUUGUGGAGCGAGGCGGGAAGAGCGAGGCCUGGCUACUGCUACCGUACAUCAGCGUCAGUCGCUUGGAUAACACACACACACAAACACACAUGCUCUCUCACACACACAUGCCUUCACACAAGCACGCACACACAAUCAUUUUACACACGCUCUCUCACACACACACACACACACUGUCAUACACACACACGCACACUCUCUACGUAAAACGGACACAGAGUGGGAAAUACAUGCUCCAUAGAUUCCUCACUGUGUGUGUGUGUGUCAUGCAGAAAGGUAGCCUGUGGUCUGUGCUGGAGAAGCUGAGAGACAAGGGCAGUGUGAUGGCAGAGAGACGGGUCAUUCGCAUCCUGCAGGGCAUCUGUUCGGGCCUCAAGGCCAUGCAUGACCGAGGCUACGCACACAGGGACCUGAAGCCCACCAACGUUCUCCUUGAGGAGGAGGACCUCCCCUUGCUGAUGGACCUGGGCUCCAUGAACCGAUCCAGGAUAGAGGUCCGCGGGACCAGAGAAGCCAUGACUGUUCAGGACUGGGCGGCCCAGAGGUGCACCAUCUCCUACAGGGCUCCGGAGCUCUUCAACGUGGACAGCCACUGCGUCAUCGACGAGCGCACCGACAUCUGGUCCCUAGGUUGUGUGCUGUAUUGUAUGAUGAUGCUAGAGGGACCCUAUGAUCUGAUCUUCCAGAAGGGGGAUAGUGUGGCACUGGCCGUCCAGAAUCCCAUCCACAUCCCUCAGUCUUGCAGUUACUCCGAGGGCCUUCAGAUGCUGCUGAGCUCCAUCAUGGUCUCCAACCCCCAGGAGAGACCCGACAUCAACUGGGUGCUGGACCAGGUCCAUGACCUCCUGGCCCGCAGCGCCACCACCCAGACCAACAUGGUCUGACGCUCCACAAGAUGCGGCGCUGAUGGAGAAAGUGGGCUUUUGACAUGGCGGCUGCUUUGUUGCGAGGAAGAAAAAAAAGGGGGGGGGGGGGGGG